UCGGUAAUAAGACUUCGUUUGAGUCCUUGAAUGACCAGUACUUACCAGCCCUUAAAAAGUUAUUACGCAAGUUAUUAGUUUACCCUGUAUAGUAGAGAACGUUGAACUGAGAAGAAAUCUCUAUUCCAGAUGUCAAACCAUUUGAGUGAUUCCCGUUCAGGUAAAACAAUUCUCAGAAGUCGAAUGUUGAGUGCUCUGAUAUCGAUUCCUGAAACAUUCGCUAGAACAUGUGUCCCAAUCAAGUUACACGAGAUAACAUGGAAUCCCCAUCCUCGCAAUUCUAUCUUUCAAGUGCUAUAUAAAUCAGGAAUGACUUGUUUGACAUCAUUAAUUCUGUCGUAACUUCAGUCAAGAGAACCGCAACUAUGUGUUCAAAAUCGAUCAUCAUUCUGGUAGUAGUGACCGCCACUUUAGUUUUAUCCAAAACUGAGCCACCUUUGGGUUGCGUUCAGAUUGAAAACGUAGCCUACAGACGGUUUAUGUUUGCUGGUCAGUAUCAAAGUGGAUACGAUAGAAGCGUCAACUACGACAACUGGGAACGUUUGACCGAUAAGGACUGGAUUUUUGACAAGAGUGGGAAGGAGUAUCGAAUUUACACGGUCAGGAAUCAAAUCGCUCCCAUGUAUCUACGAGUGAACAAGGCGGUGCAGAUAGAUAACGAUCGGCGAAAGGUGCAGCUAUCAGCUUUCGUGAACAGCACAAGCGAGAUAUUGUGGAAGGUCGAAGACCUAAAGAACGGCUACUACGCUAUCCAGAACAAAGAUUUUAAAGAAUACCUCUACGCCGGAGAAAGGAAGUAUGAUACCACGUAUGGUUGUCUCCAUCCCUAUGAAACAAGCAUAUACAACUGGAAAACCAACACCACCAUGUGCCGCCAUGUAGGGCAAGUCUUCACAUGGAAGGGAAAGAAGCCGAAGAAGCUGGGACACGAAUUCCAGUGGAAAAUUCACAGCUGUUGACCCAGAUCCAGUGGAGUGGCGCACCGCAAGCCAUAUGUCAUCUGGCGGUGAUCAAUCAUGACGGAAUAAUUAAAUUUCGCUAAUUAUCACGCCAUACGAAACGCAAAACCGCUACAGGCAUUGGCUUCCAUUAAAUUCCCUUUUUCCCACUGCAGGCUGCUACUGCUUGCUGUAUGUGAAAUAAUUUAUAACAGAAAAAAUAUUAAAUGAAACCUACUCGGGCUGAAACAAACGCUUGGGUCUGUGUGGUCUUGUCCUUCGAGAAUAAAUGAAGCUUUCGUUCUACAUACGCACCUCAUCUGCGGUGUCCUUUCAGCGGCAGGGAAAACGAGAGAAAAAAUUGUUAAUUAAAAAGUUUUAAUUU
Molecule: messenger RNA, 1323 nt
Organism: Aedes albopictus (Asian tiger mosquito)
Lineage: Eukaryota; Metazoa; Arthropoda; Insecta; Diptera; Culicidae
Exons: 1
Coding region: 366-959 (197 amino acids)
Source: RefSeq, a predicted model, not a curated record